Molecule: messenger RNA, 1056 nt
Organism: Hylaeus volcanicus
Lineage: Eukaryota; Metazoa; Arthropoda; Insecta; Hymenoptera; Colletidae
Gene: Ccm3
Product: programmed cell death protein 10
Exons: 5
Coding region: 180-812 (210 amino acids)
Biological process (GO): positive regulation of MAP kinase activity; regulation of Golgi organization
Cellular component (GO): FAR/SIP/STRIPAK complex; Golgi apparatus
Molecular function (GO): protein kinase binding
Source: RefSeq, a predicted model, not a curated record
AAAGACACUGGAGUGUGACAGCUGUCAUGUCAAGAAUAUGAUCGUGAUUCAUAUCUGCUAAUGUAAACAAUUGGACUGAUGUUUGCGUCAUCUAUUUGAAAGAUUGUCGGUGUUUAACGUAUACAUUGCGCACAAAUUGAUUGCGUUUGAACCGUUUCAAUAAAUAAACGCUGUAAAGGAUGACAAUGGGCGAUGAGACUCCAGUUACAUCACUGGUUCUUCCUGUAAUCUUAAGACCAAUAUUGAUGAAGCUAGAGAGACAGAAUGUAUCGGGUGCUCAAACCUUACGCACAGCUCUUUUGAAAGCUGAAAAUUCACAUCCAGGUAUUACACACGAUUUAAUUCUUGGUAUAAUACGACGAGCAGAACUUAAUGUUGACAUGAAUGAAAGCGUUCUGAGAUUACAAGGAGCAGCUUGUGAUUAUGAUGUUGUGGAAUAUAGAUCAGCCAGAUCAGAGGAUGCUUUCCAAGAAUUAAAUCGUAAGUCAACUUCUCUAAAAAGAAUACUUAGCAGAAUUCCUGAUGAAAUAACAGAUCGUAAAACUUUCCUUGAAACAAUCAAAGAAAUAGCAAGUGCAAUAAAGAAGCUUUUAGAUGCAGUGAACGAAGUUACUGCAUUUAUACGCGGAUCUGCAGGAAAGCAAGCACUGGAUCAGAGGAAAAGGGAAUUUGUAAAAUAUAGUAAAAGAUUUAGCAAUACAUUGAAGGAAUACUUUAAAGAAGGACAAGCCAAUGCAGUAUUUGUGAGUGCACUAUAUUUAAUACAUCAAACAAAUAUGAUCAUGCUCACAGUAAAAGACAAAUGUGAGUAAUGACCAUUUAGUUAAGGAAUGCAUGCGAUACUCCUACAAUAAUAAAGUUACUAGCAGUUGUCUUGAAACAUAUAAUAUUCUACUUUUAUCGAUUUUGUUACAUAUUUGAUAAUAGAAUUCAAAUGUCAUUUAAUAUAAAGUAUGAUAGUAUCACUAUUUUAUAUGUAUUAUAUUGUUACAUCAUUAUGGAUAGAUAAAAUCAUAGAUACAGAAUUCUAAUAAAAGAUAAAGAUGUUGUCUUCAA